Capronia coronata CBS 617.96 is the source of this 1743-nucleotide messenger RNA. RefSeq lists its product as uncharacterized. Lineage: Eukaryota; Fungi; Ascomycota; Eurotiomycetes; Chaetothyriales; Herpotrichiellaceae. The record is from RefSeq and is a predicted model, not a curated record. The coding region runs from base 1 to 1743 and encodes 580 amino acids. The transcript has a single exon.
AUGGCUGACACUCCCAGUUCCUCGAGCUUCAGCACCGCCUUCAUCAGAGAGCUCAGUCUUCCUGACGAUGCGCAUCCCGACUUGGACAUUUCCAUCCCGGUCAACCUCACACGCCUCGCUGCUAUUCUUCAACUCGGUUGGACGCUCUCACACGGUCGCGGGCCUCGGGCGCAUGAAUAUUGCCUUUGGUGUCGCGGGCCCAUGAGCGAUUCUACUGAAACCAUUGUCCACACUCGGAAUUACGCCCAUGAUGACCAGUUGAUUGGCUUCCAUGGCGUGAGCUCCGUGCUUGCCAUGUGGGCGGAAGUACCUCCAGCAGCAGCUACAACCCCUACAGCGACCACAGCCCCAAAUACUACUACAAACACGACCGUGGCUGCGCCACCAGUAGCGACAUGGGCAAAGCUUCCCGGCAUCUUUAAAACAGCAGCGGUACCUGUUCCUACUGUGGCCAAUAUCACUACCGAAGCAUGCCACAAUGCAUGGCCGUUAUCAUGUUUUAUCGAAUGGGUCAACCUCGAAAUGGAUCGCCCUGGCCACAUGGGUCGGCCCAUGGCUCGGUUCCUGCGCUGUCCGAUGUGUCGACAUGAGUUCUACAACCGUCGCCUCUCCAUGACGUUUGAUUUCACGAAUCCAGGACCCGACUUCGUGCCUGCGGCGUGGUUCCGAAUCGUGAUGGCCAGUCCGGAAUAUGUGAAAGAUUGGCGCAAAACACAGCUUGUCGAGGAUGGCUGCCAGGCAUUGGGAGAGAAAAAGCAAAAGCGUUUCAUUGUGCUGGAUCGUACUGAAGUGGCUAAGCUUCCGCUGUUCGGCCGGAAUGCGAAGUUCUUCGAGGACAUUGACCGAAUAGUCGUCACCAAGGCCCCCAAGGACCGGGUUGAGUCGAAGCUAAAGCAGACCUCGGAGCAAGCAAAGCAGAAUGCCCCAGAGCCAGACCCAGGCCGAAAGGAAUGCAAGGAUACAGACUCUACCAAACCUGAAAAACGCGAGGAGAAGACAGUCGUUAAAGAACCAGAACCAGACCACGUUUACAACAAAUACGUGCUUCUGGACUGGGGGAACAACGAGUUUCGGAUGAUUCCCAUUCCCAAAACUCGAACUUGGGCCCGCACCCACAAGAGCAUCAGCGACAACGACACAGACAAGGACAAAGGGAAGGUGGCAUUGGUUGCUCCUACCGAGCUCAGUGCAGCCGACAUCGUCAGCGAAGCAAUGAGCCAAGGCGGCCUAGGGGUUGCUGUUCGAGCAUUUGUCCCUGAUGAAACUGGUACAGACGAUUAUCCGUCGCUCAACUAUCUGCAGCUCGCAGGCAGGAAGUACUAUCUCCAACAGAUCAGUGCGUGUGCGAGAGAGUCAAUCAUCAACUCCAAUGCCAGCGUCAAGAGGCAAUACCGAAAAGAAGCACUAUGGUAUGCUACUUUGACUGAAGUCUUCCGCCUGAACAUGAAGACGUAUGAAGAGGCAUUCACCCUACUUCAAGGGCUCGAUUCUGACAGUGAAGAAGACGACGAAGGUGAAGACGGAGAUGGAGAGGGAGAGGGAGAGGGAGAGGGAGAUGGGGACGAAGGUGGAGACGGAGAAGAGGACGAAGAUGAAGAUGAAGAUGAAGACGAAGUUGAAUAUGGUGAUGGCAUUCAUGACGGCGAUGGACUCGGUACUGGUGGCAUCGACGGCAUCACGCCUGCGAGUGUCGCUGGACAUUGGGUCGAUGUUGGCGAGCCAUUGGAGGAAGCGCUCCCUUGA